AAAUUGCAGAGUAUUAGGCCGGGUGAGGUGGCCCAUGCCUGUAAUCCCAGAACUUCGGGAGGCCAAGGCGGGCAGAUCAUGAGGUCAAGAGAUUGAGACCAUCCUGGCCAACAUUGUGAAAUCUCGUCUCUACUAAAAAUACAAAAAUUAGCUGAGCAUGGUGGUGCAUGCCUGUAGUCCCAGCUACUAGGAAGGCUGAGGCAGGAGAAUCACUUGAACCCAGGAGGCAGAGGUUGCAGUGAGCCAAGAUCCUGCCACUAUACUCCAGCCUGGCAACAGAGGAGCGAGACUCUGUCUCAAAAAAAAAGAAAAAGAAAGAACGAAAAGAAAAGAAAUGGCAGAGUACCAGACAUUAUUGAAGCAUCUCUUUUUCUCUUUUUCUGUCUCCUUCUACUCAUCUGUCUCUGUUAUAGGAGCUCAGAAAAAAGUAUUAGCUAGGCUUCUUUUUUCUUUUCCUUUCUGUAAAGCAAUAGUUCUGAAAGUGUGGACUCGAUACCAGCAACAUUAGCACCGAGUGGGAAUUUAAUAGAAAUGCCAAACGUCAGACCCCAACCCAGACCUGCGAACCAGAAACUGGGGGUGGAGCUUAGCAAUCUGUGGUUCAAGCUUUCCAAGUGAUUCUGAUGAAGUUUGAGCACCACUGUAAAAAAUCGAGAUUCAGGUGGGCUAGCCGGCUAAAGUGGGAGCCGGUGAGACUGAGGGUGGGAGGAGGUAGUCAGUAGCAGAGACAGGAAACGAAUAGGAAUUGGGCCUCUCAACGACAGAAAACCAGAUCUGAGGACUUCUGCAGCUGCAGUCGAUGAGUCUUCACCCUGAUGCUGCCUCUCCCAUGCCUGACUCAGUCAACUUCUAGGGCAGUGAUUCUCUCCGGGACAAUUUUGCCUCCCAGGGGAAUUUGGCAAUGUCUGGAAACAUUUUUUAUUGUCCUGACUGGGGAGGUUGCUACUGGCAUCUGGUGAGUAGAGUCUAUGGAUGCUGCUAGGCACCAUACAAUGUACAGGACAGCCCCUACAACAAAAUAUUAUCCAGCCCAAAAUCUCAGCAGUGCUGAGGCUGAGGCAGCCUAUGCUAGAGAUUGUCCCUCCAAGGUGCUUGUCUCUCUUUUCUUCACGGACUAAGACUUUACCCUGAACCCAAGAAAUUAUUCAACAGCGUUUUGUGAACCCUAUGUGGUUCAUUCAUGGGCCUCAGAGAGUCCACAAACUCUCAAAAGCUUGCAAAAUUCUGUUGUUGUGUAUGAAUUUAUUCUGCAUGUUGGGGAAGGGAGCUUUCAUCAUAUUCUGGCAGGUUGUAUUCUAUCUAUCAUUCUGCGUAUGAUUUCCCUGCCUCACAUUUUCUGCUCAUUCAUCACUGCCAUUUGCCACACUGCUGUUUUUCUACUUCAUAACUUCUCAGCUGCUUCUCACAUUGCUGCUUUCUUAUUUUGGCCAUAUUUCCCAGUUCGAAUUCCCAAGGUAAGGAAUCUGAUUAUCCUGCUCUCCCCUAUUUGGACAAAUCUUCUCCCACUAGACAACCACAUAGGCCCCUGGUAUCCCCACACCACAGCUGUCCUGGGUCCGGGCCAGGUCCCCCAGGAUGGGGAAGGUCAGUGCGGAGUUAGUGUCACCCAGAACAAAACACGGCUGACCAAGGCUGGGUGCAGUGGCUCAUGUCUUUAAUCCCAGCGCUUUGGGAGGCUGAGGUGGGCGGAUCACAAGGUCAGGAGUUUGAGACCAGCCUGACCAACCCAGUGAAACCCCGUCUCUACUAAAAAUACAGAAUUAGCUGGGCAUGGUGGUACGUGCCUGUAAUCCCAGCUGAGGCAGGAGAAUCACUUGAACCCGGGAGGCAGAGGUUGCACAGUGAGCUGAGAGCAUUGCACUCUAGCCGGGGCGACAGAGCGAGACUCCGCCUCAAAAAAAAACAUGGCUGCCCAAGGCCAGCUCUCUCAGGACGGGCACUGGCUGAGAGAGGCAUCGUGAUUGCCUUAUCUAACAAAGACGGUCAGAAAUCCCAGGGCUUAGGUUCUGGCCAGAGAAGCCACAAUGCAGUCUGGAAAGGCAGGAAGAUAAGGGAGUGAGUCAAUCUGAAACUCCAGGGUGUGGCAAGGACACGCAGACCCUCAGAAGCCUAAGAGGAGGUUUUGCAGAACCACGAGGAAAUAACUCAGGGAUGCGAAAGAAGGGUCAGGGCUCAAAGCAGUGGACAUAAUCAGGACAGAACGGGCUGAAGUGCAGACACAAGAGCAGAUCAAUAAAACCCAGCAGAUCAGCAAAGCUAAAGAACUCUCCUGUUUAUGGAGGUGAACACUGAGGAUGCUUUCCACAUGAACCCUGAAGUGAACCUCUGAUACAUUUCCUGUAGCAAGAGAAGGCAGCCAACAUGAAGGAAAAUGUGGCAUCUGCAACUGUUUUCACUCUGCUACUUUUUUUCAACACUUGCCUUCUGAAUGGACAGUCACCUCCUGGGAAACCUGAGAUUUUUAAAUGUCGUUCUCCCAAUAAGGAAACAUUCACCUGCUGGUGGAGGCCUGGGGCAGAUGGAGGACUUCCUACCAAUUAUUCACUGGCUUACCACAAAGAAGGAGAGAAAUUCAUACAUGAAUGUCCAGACUACGUAACCGGUGGCCCCAACUCCUGCCACUUUGGUAAGCAGUACACCUCCAUGUGGAGGACAUACAUCAUAACAGUCAACGCUACUAACGAGAUGGGAAGCACUUUGUCAGAUGAAAUCUAUGUGGACGUGACUUACAUAGUUGAACCAGACCCUCCUUUGAAUGUGGUUGUGGAAGUAAAACAGCCAGAAGACAAAAAACCCUAUCUGUGGAUUAAAUGGUCUCCACCUACCCUGAUUGACUUAAAAACUGGUUGGUUCACGCUCCUGUAUGAAAUUCAAUUAAAACCCGAGAACGCAGAGGAAUGGGAGACCCAUUUUGCUGGGCAGCAAACAGACUUUAAGGUUCUCAGCCUACAUCCAGGACAGAAAUAUCUUGUCCAAGUUCGCUGCAAGCCAGACCAUGGAUAUUGGAGUUCCUGGAGUCCAGAAUACUCCAUUCAGAUACCUAGUGAGUUCACCAUGAAAGAUACAACCAUGUGGAUCUCUGUGGCUGUCCUUUCUGCUGUCAUCUGUUUGAUUAUUGUCUGGGCAGUGGCCUUGAAGGGCUAUAGCAUGGCGACCUGCAUCUUUCCACCAGUUCCUGGGCCAAAAAUAAAAGGAUUUGAUGCUCAUCUGUUGGAGAAGGGCAAGUCUGAAGAACUACUGAGCGCCCUGGGAUGCCAAGACUUUCCUCCCACUUCUGACUAUGAGGACUUGCUGGUGGAGUAUUUAGAAGUAGAUGACAGUGAGGACCAGCAUCUAAUGUCAGUCCAUUCGAAAGAACACCCAAGUCAAGGUAUGAAACCCACAUACCUGGAUCCUGACACUGACUCGGGCCGGGGGAGCUGUGACAGCCCCUCCCUUUUGUCUGAAAAGUGCGAGGAACCCCAGGCCAGUCCCUCCACAUUCUGUGCUCCUGAAGUCAUUGAGAAGCCAGAGAAUCCUGAAACAACCCACACCUGGGACCCACAGUGCAGAAGCAUGGAAGGCAAAACCCCCUGCUUUCAUGCUGGUGGAUCCAAAUGUUCAACAUGGCCCUUACCACAGCCCAGCCAGCACAACCCCAGAUCCUCUUACCACAACAUUGGUGAUGUGUGUGAGCUGGCUGUGCGCCCCACAGGUGCACCAGCCACUCUGUUGGACAAAGCAGGCAAAGAUGCUUUAAAGUCCUCUCAAAUCAGUAAGCCUAGAGAGGAGGGAAAGGCAGCCCAGCAGAGGGAGGUAGAAAGCUUCCAUUCUAAGACUGACAAAGACACGCACUGGCUGCUGCCCCAGGAGAAAACCCCCUUUGGCUCCACUAAACCUGUGGAUUAUGUGGAGAUUCACAAGGUCAACAAAGAUGGCGCACUAUCAUUGCUACCGAAACAGGGAAAUAACAGCAACCAGCCUGAGAAGCCCAGGGAUCCUGAGAACAGUAAGGAGUAUGCCAAGGUGUCCAGGGUCAUGGAUAACAACAUCCUGGUGUUGGUGCCGGAUCUGCACACUAAAAACGUGGCCUGCUCUGAAGAAUCAGCCAAAGAGGCCCCACCAUCACUUGAACAGAAUCAAGCUGAGAAAGGCCUGGCCGACUUCCCUGCAACACCAAGCAACUGCAGGCUCCAGCUGGGUGGUUUGGAAUACCUGGAUCCCGCAUGUUUUACACACUCCUUUCAUUGAUAGCUUGACUAAUGGAAUGAUUGGUUAAAAUGUGAUUUUUCUUCAGGUAACACUACAGAGUACAUGAAAUGCUCAAGAAUGUAAUCAGACUGACACUACUAAAACUCCCAGCUCCUUUCAUGCUCCAUUUUCUAACCCUUGCCUCUUUCUGCAACAGCUGAUUCUAGAACAAAUCAUUCUGUUUCCUAACUGUGAUUUGUAGAUUUUCUUUUUGCUAUUAGUUAUAAAAUUGUGUUUGAUGAAAUAAAAGCACACUGCUUAGUAUUCUUGAGGGACAAUGCCAAUGGAAAAGGCUUUCAUGAUUUGGCAUGGGACAGAUGGAAAUGAAAUUGUCAAAAUUGUUUACCAUAGAAAGUUGAUGAAUAGGUGCAAAAUGCCUUGAAAAUUGCUUUUGAAAAAACAUAACCUUUACACUCCUCUUCCAUUUUAUUAGGAUUACCCAAAUAUAACCAUUUAAAGAGAGAAUGCAUUCCAGAACAAAUUGUUGAAUCAGUUCCGAUACCUUACUGAAAUCCAAGUCAGAAACAAUGCCUCCAAUUUUUUCUUAAAAUAGUUUAAAUAUGUUAGGCAUGGAUUUUCUUCCCCUGAAUUCUAUUUUAUUCUAAAGCCUCUUUAUAAUAUGGUUUGGAAAUUAAAAUUUUCUUACACAAGGGGCAAAUGAAUUUCAUGUGAAUCCUUUCAGGAUGUUUUCCUGCUUCAUUUCAGCAUGACAGAUAAUUUAUUAUACACCCUAGUCUUUUCUUAGUGAAAAAAAAUCCCCAAAGACUAAAAGAAAACCACAGCAGGAUUUUAAUGUAAUUACUGCCUUACUGUACAUACAAAUUCUACUUUAAUAUAAACCCAUAAGUUUAACAAUGUAUUUUUGAAGACUAUUUUUCUAUCACUUAGGUAAAAUAAAAGACUAUUUUCUAUUUUCCCAGUACAGCUGUUUAUGUAUUCAGUGGGUACAGUAUUUUUCUGCUCCAAGGUUAUAAUGAGUAUUUACAGUACAUAGUAGUAUAUGCAGUUCCUGUUUGUAGAGUAAAAUGCCAUACCAACCCAAAGCCCACUGUGAAAUAUAAAAUGAAUGACAAAAUUCAGUUUUCAACACAAUAUAGUAUAGUGUACCCAAUUCUUUUAAUCUCCAGGACACUUUAAGCAACAACUACCAACAACAACCACCUGGGGAUUUAGAAUUCUUCACAGACCAGAAAUUAUUUCUCCUUUGAGUUUAAGGCUCCUCUGGGACUCCUGCUCAUCAAUGGGUGAAUCUUCCUAAAGCUACCAUAAAAAGGGAGAGUGAUGGUUUCUAACAGCUGUUUGAAAGAGAGAGGUUUUGUUUUUGUGAGAAAUCUUGGACAGCAAAAAAAUAUUUUUAAGCAAAGCCAAGAGUUAGUGUCUUUCUGAAGUAAAUUCAUCUGCAAAAUCUUGGCAGACGCAGAAACAGAGCUCAUAUCAGAAGUGUCCAAAUAAAAGUUCUAGGAAACUAGGUAUUUGUAGAGCAAUGGGAAUAGCUCCAACGGUCAGACUAUGGUAGUGAGAAUCUCCCAGUCAGUUCCAAUGCCAGGCUUCCUGAAAGAAGUCAAAGCUUGGAUCUUCAUUUUAAAGGGCACAUCCGUGACUCAUCUGACACCCUCCCUCUAUUUUUCCCUUCACUUGAUGGCAAAUCUAUUCUAUAUGUCCAUUUACUAGCUGGACAUAGAGAACUUGAUCUCACCUCUGGGAUUUAAAUAUUCCACCCCAGCUAGCCCAGAUUGAUAGCAAUUGGACUCAGAGGUCCCUCUCCUGUUAGAAAGUGAACACAUUGCCAGUGUUUUGGGAAUGGCAAAAGCAAUAGACAUGAAGCUCUAUUUUCCUAAUAUAUAACAAUAUCACGUGAGUGAGGGAAGCAUGUGGGAAAGUUGUCCAAGCUCAUUCAGUCCCCUAGAUCCUCAGUACUUACACUGUCUGAGAACCAACUGCAUAGGCAUCACCUGGUCAGUGUUUGAAAAUUCCAUUUGUAGAAUCUUAGGCCCUACCUCUAACCUAAGGAAUAAGAAUCUGCAUUUUACUAAUAUCCCCAAAUGAUUCAAGUGCACACUGAAGUUUGAGAAUCACUGUUCUAGAUAACCAUUUCCACUAAAGGUCGUUUUAGCGCAUAGAAACAAUCCUCUUUUGGAAAGGACAGAUCAAGUCUGUUUGACUUGCAGUGAACAACACUGCAUAUAAGAAGGCAAAAAAAGAGAAACAUAUCGAUAGUUUAAGAUUCACAUUAUGCUGAAUCUUCUGUGAAUUCACAUGAAAGAAUGACCUGCAAAAGUACACAGAAGUUCUGAAAGACCAAGGAAUAUAUUCUACCUUGAGAAGCACUGACCAAAGUCAGUCAUCCUCAAAGCCAAUGAAGACUAAAUCUUUCCUAACAUACUAUAUUCUUCUCUAAGAAUAGAGAAGAUAUACAUCAGUCACUCUUAUAGUUUGAAAACCUAAACAUAAAAGUAAUCUGCUUUUGACAUAUAAUUUUGUAUAAUACAUAUGAACAAAUGUUACAGCUAAAUCCCUAAAAAAAUACCAAUUAGCUGCUCAUUAAGUCAAAACUUUAAUUCUGUGAUAAUUAGCAAGCUCUAUAAAUUAAGGUUUUCAGUGGUCUAUCAAGGAGACAGCUGUUCACACAGAAGGAUACACAUGGGACAGGGGACGGUCAAGAGACCUAGAUUCUGGUCCUAACUGCUUAGUCUUGGAGAGAUUAAUUCCACUCUCUAAGCCUCAGUUUCCUCUGAAGAUGUUGGACCAAAUAAUCUCUAAGGUCCUUUGAAACUGACUCCUUGAUUCCAUGACUCACUGAAUGUUUUUCUGCAAAGAUAAUUCCAACCAAUGUCUUCUAACUUAAUUAAGCUAACAACAAAUUGCUCUUCCUCACAGAAAUACAAAGUAAUCUUCAGUGAUGUGCUCUUUAUACUUUGCUUUCUAAAUAAUCACUUCCACUUGGUCUUAAUAUAUGGCACUGCAUUUUAUAAGUGAUAUGUGUGCAGAAUCAUAUUCAAAUAUUAUAUGCAAAUAUAUGUGUAGAAAGAAGAGACAUUUUAAAGAGGCAUGAGAUUGAAAAGAGACAUAUUGAAUGAGGCACGAAGCUUUAGAAAAUUGAUCUUUUACUGAAUCAAGCCAUGCUCAUUCCUUGUUGAAUCCAACAGCCCCAAAUCCCUUUUCUUAUAUCUAGCUAUUAAUUAUUUUUCUCUCAUCAUCCUAGAUUAACAACCACUGUACAGUUGGCUUAAGGAUCCUUACACUCUGAGUUACAAAAAGUUUCAUUUUUAUAAACAAAAACCUAUUUUUUUUUGUUUUAAAAAUAUUCAAGUUUUAAGGCGCAUGGAAACUGAAUCUAGUCAGUGGGUGAUUUGUGUAGCCUACAACCCAAAUAGCAAAAUGUUCCAAUUCAUUCUAACAGAUAUGUAUAAGCACAAGUUAGUAUCAGCCAUGCCAGAUAUUAGCAGACCCUACAUUUAUUAGCUGUUUAACAGACUCUACAUUUUCCUAAGUGCCUAAAACCAACCCUGGUAGUCACUUAAGUGCAAAAGACUCACUUUAACUGGCUUGGUCCGAAGGAGUCAAUUAUUUACUGUCUGUACAAGAUCUGGACAGUUUUGCUUUUUGUCUUGUGACAAGCCAGCUGAAUGUGUAAAGCCUGUGAGUUAUUGAGCAACCAGAGACCCCUGCAUUCCAAGGAGCAGUUUGGCUCUGGGGAAGCUCUGACUUUCUCUUUCCUGAAGUGUCCACACUGCCCGUCAUUUGCAGAAAGACUUGGCCCUGCCUUUAGCAACUUCCCUAUCUCCUUAGAGUAGACAAGAAAGAAACAGAUUUGUGCACAUUUUACAAAGUGCCUUCCUCUAGUUUUUUCUUUUUUUAAGUUUUCAUUUUGCAAGGAAAAAUGUGUUGGUUAGAAAGUAGCAUUUGCCUUAUAGGGAUAUAGAGAGAGAGAUAUAGAUAUACAGAUACAUGAAUGAAUGGAGAGAUGAGGAGAAGCCAGAAAGGGCACACCAAAAUGGUCUAAGGGCCAACCAGCAAAUGUUCAGUGAAUGUUUAUGUUUUUUUAAUUGAAUCAACACACAGCUGUUGUGAAUGUGUGACUUACUUUGCCUGAUAAGAAAUUGAGUCUGACUGUGAUUUGGGGAUAAACCUGCCACCCUGUGAUUUAAGACUCUUCAUACUAAAACAUACUGAUACAUUUUUGAAUGUCGUUGGCUCACAUGCCUAAACCUGAAGAGAACAAUGCAUGCACAUUGGAACUUUGCACACAGACAGAAAAAUAUAAAUGACUUUGAAUUACCAUCCCUAGUGUUGCUAACAUAGAUGUGCCAUUGACGAAAGUCUCAUGUGUACUUGAGUGAACAAAUUUCCUUUUCUACUUUUUUGACUCAAGCACAAUAAUGCUGUCACUAAGACAGUGACUGAGCACUCAAUGUCCAAGACUAAAUCACAUCACCACCACUAAGCAGGCUGUAUGUCUCUGGAUGAGUCUUUUAAACUCUGGCCAUCAGGUUCCUUACUUGUUAAAUAGGUGGGUUGGCCUAAAAGGUUUCUAAGACCUCUGUCAGUUCUGUCUUUGAUUCUCAUUAUCUAGAUAAAAAUCCAGGGUUUCAGGUCAAAGUCCUAGGUGCAGUGGAAGAAAGCCUUGCUGACAUGCCCUUGGCCUGAAGCCAUGAACACGUGAGAUGUGUAACAAUAUUUAAGAGAAAACCAGAGAUCUGUUCCUCCAAGUCAGAUUGAUAUAACAUCUUUGCUUUUCCUUUUUCUUCCUAGCUUUACGUAUUUGUAGGGUUUUUUCUCCUUUUCCAGAGCCUACUGUUUUUCCUAAGAGUAGCAAACAUAGAUUCCACAAGAAAUGAAAUUAUUCAUAAGCAAUGACUUUGGCACUACAAAAGACUGAGUCAGAGUUUAAAUCAGUUCCACAGAUAUCCAAGCCCAAGUUGAGGAUCAUAAGUAUACCCCAUUUAGAGAUUUGCAUGCUUAGAGACUAAGCCCAUGUUUAUUAAUUAUUUAGUUAAUUCAAAGGUCGUUUAUAAAUCCAUGCCCAGCCUGGGCAACAUAGUAAGACCCAGUUCUUUACAAAAAUUUUAAAAAUUCCAGCCAUGGUGACACCUAACUGUAGUCCUAGCCAGUUGGGAAGCUGAGGCCAGAGGAUUGCUUGAGCCCAGGAGGUCGAGGCUGCAGUGAACCGUGAUUGUGUCACUGCACUUCAGCCUUGAAGAGCAAGACCUGGUCUCAAUAAAUAAAUAAAUCCAAGCUAUGUUGAUGACUAGAUACUAGAGGUCUUAAGGAGAAACUUUAAAAAUACAGAGUGAUUGCUUCAGAGAAAUCCUGUUUAUAAUCAUGAUCUGAACUUAUUCUAUGAUUAGCAAAUAUAUCAUCCAAAAAUAAAACAGGAGUUCUCGCCCCAGACUUAUUUUUCAGGAUGGUGACUUUUGGUCUGGGAUCCUCAUGACACCCAUUUCAAUAAAAGGAAAAGAACAGUAAAAUAGGAGAUAGGAAGUUUCCAGAGAUUUGGGCAUCUCAGGAUUCCAUGAAAAGCUGAGUCUAACCCACUAAAUCCAAUUUUUAUUGGACAUGGUAAAUCUAAAUCUGUACAGUGUUUUGAGUUUAUGUCUAAGAGAGGUACAUAAUUCACAACACUAUAAUGCUGGCAGCUGUUUCGUCCACACCAAUUCCUUUGAUUUAAUGCUCUGAUUUCAAUUUAGAAAGUAUUGAGACAUGCAAAGUCUCAAAAUAGGAAAAACCUAUCCUGUUUAUAAGAUGUGGCCAAUAAAUAGACCACAGAUAAUCUUAAUUAAUUAACAUUCUACUUGCUGCUUGUUAAAAAGAAAAAAACUUCAGCAACUGAAGUAGGAAAAUAAAAAACAAACUUUAAUAGUUAUGGUCAAAUUAUGCUUCACUUGGAUAAAACUCAAAGUGUUGUAGUCUAAAGUUUUUUUGUGCACAUUUUUCAAAUCCUGGGGGAAACAUCUUUUUAUCAUGUUAUCUGAAAAACUAUAUGGCAAAGAUACCUCUGAGAAACAAUUUGUUUUAUAGAAUUCUUGAAAAGACAAUUUUGAAUUUUUAAAGUAACUACCUCCCCUUUGUGUCCUAAUGUCCUUCCUUCAAAGCUGCUUAUAGUUUAGAAACGAAAGGUGUCACGUCUCAUGCUUUGAUUGUUUUUCAGUAGCAUGUUUGAUAUAUUUGCCAAGUGGCAUUUCUGACUUUACAGUAACUGUUACAUUAUUUUGUACUAUAUUGCUUUAUGUGGUUCGAAAAUAGCAUACACCACAUUGAAAUAUGUAAUCCUCAUAUUGUGAAACUCAUCAUGUAAUACAAAUGAAAAUCAUUACUUAAUAACUUACAAUCUAUUUGUAUGUAAUUUCAAUAUGAUUGUGUCUAUGACUGUAAAACAAAACUGAAAAAAAUAUGUAAUAUAUUUCUGUUGAAACCAUGAAUGUACUAAUUUUUUUCUCAAUCUUUGUCUAGAAGCAGGAUUCUAUGUCAUUCAUUGUACAGCUGCUCUGGGGUGUUACACGUUUAAAGUUCAAUCCAACAGUUGUUUAAAAGUCAGCCUCUUGGCUUUGUUUCAUGUGACUGCUGAUGCCUCAUGAGUGUUCUUUGCAUAAUGAGGCUUGCUUUUGUGCUUCAUCAUUCAUUGUAAACAACUGAAGCAUCUCAUCGGAAACCAAAGCAAUCUAGAACCAGCCUGUUGGGUGACUGUGUCUUCUGUAAGCCAUAUUGAAGUGAAGCUAUAUGUAAUAGCCUAAGGUUCCAUAUUUUCAAAGCUACCACUACCUCUGCUUUUCCUCUUUCCCUAGAAAAUGCCAAGCAAAAUUCCCCAACACUAAGUGAGAAAUUAGAAGUCACUGUUAUAAUUAAAUUGCUGGGGUUGUUUUUGUUUUGUUUUGUUUUACACCUUCCAAUUCACCACGUUGCAGGGUUACGCAAGUUUCUGAAUAACCAUUCUUACAUUUUUACACUUUAUAAAAACUGGCUGCAAGAGGUUCAGAAAGAAUGUGUAGUAAGUCAUCGGAUGAAAAACCCACAAAACAGUAGACUGCAGAUUUUUUCCUAUGUCACCUUAUAGUUGUCCAAAGCCAUGAUAAUGAUAACUCUUACAAAUUGACUUUUGUAACCCCCUAGAAAUAACUCUUUUCCUUAUUUUGUUUUAGCCAUCAAACAUAGUAUGAUAUGGGAAAAGUCAGCCAUUUACCAGGAAUAAUCUUGUUUUGAUUUUAAAAACUCAUUUAUAUAUGUAAUUAUUGUAAUGUCUAUUUUUUAGACUUAAUUAUAGAAGACCAUAGUCAUCUGAUUUGCUAUUUUGCGUUUUUCAUUCUGUAAAUCUUUGCUUAUGGCGUAUUGUGCUUUCUGUUUUCCAUGGUUUUAUUCAUUUGUUUCCUUCUAUCUUGAGGGAACAAUAUGAGUCGUUAAAUCUUUGUCAUUAGGAUGGGAGAUAACGCUAGCUGCUAUUGUCGAAACAUCUUCGUUUUUACUGCAUGCCAAAAACAGUGCUUGCCACACAAAAAUCUUAGACAACCCAAUACAAUAUGUUCAUUAUAUUCCUAUUGACGUCAUUAUUGAAAAUACCCAGCUCAGUGCCUGGCUCAAUAAAUGUUUAAUUCCCUUACCUACGCUUGCUCUAUUUUUUUGUUUGAAAUGGAGAUGAGCACAAUAAUGUAAGCAUGGCUGAAGCAAUUUUUUGGACAUUUCUUGCUGCUAAAAGAUCUAUAAUCAGGACAUUGUUUAUGUAAGUUGGACAAAAAAAUUCUUCCUCUUUAUGUCCACCCUUCCAUAUGAUUGCAAGACAGCAUUUCCCUCGUUUACCUCAUCCCUGUAACAUGGGAGUCUGAGAAAAAUGAGGGGAGAUGGAACCAGAUACAAGGAAGUUUAAUCAGAGAAGCUUAUUUAAAUAUUGUGAAAUAAAGAAAGAGCCAAACCAUUUUUUAAAGCAGGAAAUCCUUUUGAACAGUUAUUAUUUAUCAGUAUUAUUAACACCUUUUCUGACAAAAUUCUUCAGAUGAAGAGUAAAUGGAUAAUCCUUUACUUUUAAUGGAUCUAGACCUAGAAAAUUUCACUUACUCUUCAUGUUUGUACUGCAGAAUUGUGAAAUGGUGUGUGGUUUUGCUUUACAAGUCCUUCUCUGCUUCCUCUUAAUUCUCUAAUGCCAUGCUUACAGAAGAAUAAGAAAUUUCUUUCUUACUUGAGUAUCAUGCUCUAAAAAACUUGGCUUCAGUCAAAGAAAUGCUAGCUUUCCUGUGCUUAUGUUGAAGCCAUCUGCCUUUAAUUCUUGGGCCCUCUUAUAUUUUUAAGGUACAAAAUUUGAAAUCUUAGUCACUAGACACAAGAUGCAUACAAUUAAUGAUGAGCUGGAGGAGUGAUAUGUAGCUAAUUUUUCAAAAGUAUUGAAUGUACUUUCCCAACAGAAAACAGAAAUUAAAUAUUGCCACAUUUUGCCAGAAUCUCAUCUGAAACCUUAACCUUGUCAGAUUUCCUACAACUUACUAAUCAAGUUUUAUUCAUUCUAAAUCUCCCCAGUUUUGGGGGCCUGGAAGAUGCAACUUCCAUUUCCAUAGAAACUUGCAAAUCUUGGGGUAAGGGAGCAGUGGGAGGACUAGGGAGAAGGAUAAUAUAUAGGAUUAUUGAAAAGUCCCCAAGAGGGACCUUCCUGACCAGAAUAUGCAGAUCAAUUCCUGCUGGCUUUACCUUUGAAAGUCCCUUGAAACCAUCCAGAUGAAACUGAGCCUGUUUUUUUUAUAUUGUCAGAUGUAUUCUACUUUGGAGGUUCCAACACCUAAACUGGAAUGCUUUUAUUUACACCCCUCCACCGUCCCCCACACCACCGCUCAAUUCCUGCUGCCCCUGCUAACGUUAAGCAUUUUCCCCUUGUUAUGAUCAGGUUCACAUUAAAACAGAUACUUACAAACUGACUUGAAGCACAGAUACUUUUAUGAAUGUGAUAAAAUAUUUUCUUGAGAAAAGGAAAGAGGACAUCAGUCAAAUAAAACACCGCGUGGAUGUUGAUCGGUGAACACUGGUGUAAGAAAAGGGAGCUCAGGAAUUUUUAUUACUGUAUUUAUAAAUGAGUUUGAAAGAAUUUGUAAAUGCCUCUGGUACAUUUUUAAGGUGACACAUUUGCUCCUUAUAACGUUAUUAAAAAUUACAGGGUAAGCUUAAAUGACAUUUGCCAGUAGUUUUACUUUACAUAAUCAAUACUGAUAUUGUUGCUGAACUAUGUAACUUUAUGAUGCAUUUUUCAGUCCCUUUUCAGAGAAAAUGCUUUUCAAUGGUAGCACUGUUUAGCUUAAAUUGACUUAAUAAAUUAUUACCUGAGCAA
Molecule: messenger RNA, 13528 nt
Organism: Callithrix jacchus (white-tufted-ear marmoset)
Lineage: Eukaryota; Metazoa; Chordata; Mammalia; Primates; Cebidae
Source: RefSeq, a predicted model, not a curated record